Messenger RNA from Talaromyces stipitatus ATCC 10500, 1335 nucleotides. RefSeq lists its product as uncharacterized. Lineage: Eukaryota; Fungi; Ascomycota; Eurotiomycetes; Eurotiales; Trichocomaceae. Gene Ontology annotation, molecular function: ubiquitin protein ligase activity; protein binding. Gene Ontology annotation, biological process: proteasome-mediated ubiquitin-dependent protein catabolic process. The record is from RefSeq and is a predicted model, not a curated record. Gene Ontology annotation, cellular component: GID complex; cytoplasm; nucleus. The coding region runs from base 34 to 1257 and encodes 407 amino acids. The transcript is spliced from 4 exons.
GAGUCUUCUAUUUUUGAUGAAUGUUCCACUUUCAUGAUGGCUGCAGAACUCACAUCAACAAAGCUAAACCCUGAGAGCCAUCUCCUCUUGGACCAACCUCUUCUUCGUCUCCCCCACGAACUAGCACGACGAAAUUUCAAAUCUGUACAAAGAAUCGUCGAGCGAGAACGAGACUAUAUCAUCCCCGCACUCAAAGAAACCGCGAAUGGCUCGUUGGCGGGCACCCAAACUCCCGAUCAGACGCUCGCGUCCUUGGACGCCAUGAUAGCUAGAAUGCAAGGAUUGAAACGGAAGAUGGAGUCCCUGCAAGAAGAAGAGAAGAAGAUCCAGACUCAGUCGAAGAGACGUAUCCACCACCUUCAAGAUCUCUAUAAGAUCCAGACUUUGUCAGAUGUCAAAUAUGAAGACUGGUCUCGGACACGUCUUGAUAGGUUGAUAGUAGAUCAUAUGUUACGCUCAGGGUUUCCAGAGAGUGCAAAACAGCUGGCAAAGGCAAAGGGUAUCGAGGAUCUAGUUGAUAUCGGCACUUUUGUUCAGUGCCAGCGGAUUGCGGAGGGUCUGCGGAAGGGAGAUGCGAAGGAGGCAUUACAAUGGUGCGGUGAAAACAAGGUUGCUUUAAAGAAAACCCAGAAUACUCUGGAAUUCGAAUUGCGCCUUCAGCAGUAUAUCGAAAUGGUCCGGACUGGACAGCCCACGAAAAUGAUUGAAGCCAUGCAGCACGCCAAGAAGUAUCUAUCGCCGCAUCUUGAGACGCAGUCAGUGGAAAUUCACCGUGCUGCUGGUCUACUUGCUUUUCCAAGGGACACUGACGCAGAGCCCUAUAAGUCUAUGUAUUCUCUCGAUCGAUGGAAAUAUCUUUCCGAACUUUUCCUUCGCACCCAUCAUGAGCUACUCUCAUUACCCCCUCGACCACUGCUACAUAUAGCUCUAUCCGCAGGCUUGUCUGCCCUAAAAACGCCAGCAUGUCACUCGAAAUACGCCUCUUCAAGCACCAACAACCUGUCAGUCACUACAUCAGUAUGUCCCAUCUGCUCCACGGAAUUGAAUGAGCUAGCUAGACAUGUUCCAUAUGCGCACCAUACGAAGAGCUCGGUGGAGAAUGAUUCAAUUAUUCUUCCUAACGGCCGAAUCUAUGGACGUGAGCGAAUAUUGGAGAUGAGUAGGAAAGUAGGAUCUGUCGGGGAAGGGAAAGUGAAGGAUCCGACUACUGGCGAGGUCUUUGACGAAAAGGAUAUGAAGAAGGUCUAUAUUAUGUAGUAUUUUUACAGACUGGAUCGGAAUGUGUAUAUACGAGUUUAGGUCAUUGUGAUUUAAUUUGAUGCAAUGCAUACAAUA